Messenger RNA from Pygocentrus nattereri (red-bellied piranha), 3072 nucleotides. It is a transcript of the gene p2ry12, whose product is annotated as purinergic receptor P2Y12. Gene Ontology annotation, molecular function: G protein-coupled purinergic nucleotide receptor activity. Lineage: Eukaryota; Metazoa; Chordata; Actinopteri; Characiformes; Serrasalmidae. Gene Ontology annotation, cellular component: membrane. Bases 197 to 1264 code for a protein of 355 amino acids. The transcript has 2 exons. Gene Ontology annotation, biological process: G protein-coupled receptor signaling pathway. The record is from RefSeq and is a predicted model, not a curated record.
AGUUUCCUUUAAAAUUACUCCCAUGGCGUGUUCAGUGCUUCUACUCAAAAACCAAGCUCCCUCCACUGAAAUCACCUCAUCAAGUGACUCUGAACUUUUCUCAGGACAAACCUCAGACGUUCUGGUUUGGCCGGGCCAGUUUUGAGACUGAGAUCUACCUCGAGGUCAAAGGCACAAUAGAGAAACCUUCCAACUCAUGGAGCUGUCAGCAAUCCCAGUCCACUUCAACAACCAGACCAAUGGAAGUGUCAUGUGUUCCCGUGACAAUGUGCUCAAGACAACUGUCUUCCCUGUCCUGUACUCCCUCCUCUUCCUGGUAGGACUAUCCCUCAACAGCCUGGCAGUGUGGGUGUUCUUCAGCAUCCCCAGCCGCUCCCAUUUCAUCAUCUACCUGAAGAACAUUGUGGUGGCAGACGUCCUCAUGACUUUCACUUUCCCAUUUAAGAUCCUGUCCGACUCCAACAUGGCCUCCAUCGGCAUCCGCGUCUUCGUCUGCCGAGUGUCGUCUGUAAUCUUUUACCUCACCAUGUACAUCAGCAUCCUUUUCUUCGGCUUGAUCAGCAUUGACCGCUGCAAGAAGACUCUCUGGCCCUUUGUGGGUACCAGUCCUAAAAAGCUUGCCCACAGGAAGCUCCUCUCAUUUACGAUCUGGGCAACCCUGCUGGCCCUUGCAUUGCCCAACAUGAUCCUUACCAGCAAGACACCUGCUUCCAAGGACUUUAAGUGCAGUGAGCUGAAGACUCUACUGGGGCUGACAUGGCACGAAGUGGUCAACCACAUCUGCCAAGUGAUCUUCUGGGGCAACCUAUUAGUUGUAAUAGUGUGCUACACGCUCAUUACCAAAGAGCUUUACAGGUCAUUUACACGAACCCGUGCCCAAAGUAGACCAGUGCAAGGGUACACUGGGGGAAACAGUGCCUCCCAGAGGAAGAAGAAGGUUCGAGUGAACGUAUUCCUCGUUCUGGCGGUGUUCUUCAUAUGCUUUGUGCCCUUCCACUUUGCUCGAGUGCCCUACACCAUGACCCAGACGAAAGAGCACUUGUUUGACUGCCGACAUGAACUGAUCUUCUACCAGGUGAAGGAGAGCACACUGUGGUUGUCCUCCCUCAACUCGCUGCUGGACCCACUCAUCUACUUCUUCCUCUGCAAGUCCUUCAGGGACUCCUUGUUCAAUAUCUUACGGCUCUCACCAGGGAGGUGUAGGGCACUACAGGAUAGUACAGACACUAUCACACCUGGUAGCCCUGAGGGAGGCCCUAUUUAAAUAAAGGGGAUUUUUUUUCCAAAUGACAACAACAUGAUAAAAAAGUGAUGUAGGCUACUGCAACUAAUCUUUACAAAUAACUCCUGGCAUUUUUCAAGAUUUUUGCCUAAAUUCACAUGACAUAUCUUGAAAUUACAGAGUACUUCUUAGCAAUAGCAAUCACAAUUUGCUAACAUUUUAACGACUUAAGCAUGCCAUAAACAUGUGACAGCAGAUGUUGUAAUAGCAGGUUUUGUUCUGUAUUAUAACAGUGGUAACAAUGGUAUUACAUUGAUCGUUUAUUCUGCAGACACGUCAUAAUGUUUGACAUCAUGACAACUAACUACAGUACACAUUAAGAACUAGCCUCUGACGUAAGCUGUCAUGACAGUCCAGAGUCCACUUCAAAACACUUCAAGGCAGUAACUCAGCUAUCUGAUAUCUUCUAAAGAUAAUCUGGUUUAAGUGACCUGUUUUCUAAACUCUUGGUAACACUUUGCUUGACUUCAGCUAAAUAUAAUUGGCAUGUUAAUACCAUAAAUAUCAUGGCAGAUUUCAUAUGAGACAGAUUCUGUUUAUUAAUAGAAAGUUGCUGUGUUGCUAAUAUUUGGUUGAAAUAAUAUUAACAGAAAAUUACAGUUUAGUCCUUCUAUUGUACAAGUUGAAUGAUUCUUUUCUGUAAGCAACCAUGUAUAACCAACCGACAGCUUUCCAUGUUUAAACAGUGAAAACAAUAUCAAAUUUACAUUACUUUAACUGUAAAAACUUAAUGUUGUUAAAAAUAUUCUAAAACUUCAAACUCUGCCUUACAUAUCUAUGUGCAAAUUGCAUGUACACAUAUCCAUAUAUGAAUUUUUCUAAAACAUUUUUAGCCUCUAUAAGGGGGCAUAACAACAGGGCUAACAUCUAUCCCAACUGUACCUUGCUCAGAUGGCCCUCCUUGAAAUGAAAUAGCCCUGUGUUGGCACAAUCUUUGUAUAAAAUGAUAUUCUACUGAUAUUCUAGCAAUAACUUCCUAGCUAACUGCUGCUAUGUGACUUGUUCUUUGAUUAAUAAGCCAAUAGAACCACAUCUAUACCUGGCAGGUAGGAUUAUUACAGUCUCCACACCAGCUUCAUCCAAUACCUGUGGUAUGAUCUGGGAUUCAGAACGGAUCAUCCAGCAUCAGUACCUGACCUGACUGAAGCACUUGUGUCCGAAUACAAUCAAAUCCUCACAGCAAUGUGCUAACAUCUAGCCUUUCCAGAAUCAUGGAGGCUGUUCCUGCACUCCCUACACUGGUGAAAAUUUGCAAUAAUUAUUUUACAAUAAAAUACUGACUUUUAAAUUACAGAAUUAUACCGUAAAAGGCAUUUCGAGUGGUGUAUUGGUUUACAGUAACAUACCAGACAUUAUAAUUUACAGUCAUAUAAUGACAGUGGAAUUGUUCAUUUGCAAUAAAUUUGCAGGCUAUUACUGUAAAUAUUUUACAGUAUUUUACUGUAUGUAUGGUCUGCAAUUUUUGUAAAUAUACAGUACUUUACUGGCAACUCAGCUACCAAAAAAAUGUAUUUUAAUAUGCAUUACUACAGUGUAUAAUAUAACAAUAUAUAAGAAGAAACACUGGACCACCAGCUGUCUACCAAUAGUGUACUUUGUCACUGUCAGCCCAUGAAGUCCAUUUUGAUGCCAUUUGAAAAUACAAGCUGGCCAUUAAACCGUGUGAGCAUUUGAUGAAUGACCCCCAAAAAAUUGUCCAGAAUAAAGUCUUGUUAUAUGAACAUCAAAGUUUUUACCUUCUCCUACAAUUCUCCAAAAAUAAAGAUUGCCAAGUGGUUCUUAGCACCAAA